Messenger RNA from Fusarium sp. VM40, 879 nucleotides. NCBI's taxonomy places the organism in Eukaryota, Fungi, Ascomycota, Sordariomycetes, Hypocreales, Nectriaceae. The record is from the annotation of a GenBank genome assembly.
AUGAUGAUAGCUACCACUUCUAUUCUCACCAAUCCGCCACCCAGCAUGUUAUCAAGCAAGUGCAUACCCCCGAAAUCCCCUCCUCCUGGUAAGCCCGCUUCGUGGAAGUGGACUUGCGAGAGAUGCAACAUCUCAUACAAGCUCGCCGUGACACGCCGUUGCCUUCACUGCAAUUCUACAAGGCUAUUCCGCGAUGUCAAGUUUAUCGGUGCUUCUAUCACAAAAGCUUCCACACGGCGCCGCAAGCUUAAUAGACUCCGUCACAUUCCGCCCGCGGAGAACCACGACUAUGACUUCUGGAGCAUUCAGAACGACUGGCGCCGCUUCCGCUCGAUCUAUGAGGCAGAUCCCGCAGCCUGGAGGCGUCGCACGAUGCGCGAUCUCGCUGGAUCCAGGGGCGCAGUUCGCCGGGCGAAGAAGUCGCAGAUUGAGACCAACAGACGAACCGAAAUCACUCAGGACCGCUUCCAGCGCAUGCUCAACUACACACACUCUUGUGAAUCUGACUGUGACUAUCCUAGUCAGUGUCACACAGAGCGAUAUCAAGUGUUCCAGAAGGACCCGAGCUUGAUCGCCGGCCACGUGGAAAUCUUCGCUCCAACAUACGACGAAGACGAAGAAGAUCAAGGAAAGCUGCCUUUGUGUGGUCUCCUGCCAGAGUUCGGCCAAGAAAUAACCAGCCCCGAAGAUAUCGACGAUCAAGACGAAAUACUGGCAGCGUAUGAGGCCCAAGAGCAGGAGGAGUGGUUCACAGCACCACAGUCCAGUUCCGAUGAUGAGAACGAAGAUACUACAUCACAGAAUUUCGAAGAAUUGGACCAAGAGCACGACCACGACGAGUACCUCGCGGCCCAUGAGAACGAUGACAAGGAUGAGUAG